AUGCGUAUUGAUCUCCUCAACUUUCUGCCCUCAUCUCUCUGUAACCAGUGGUCGCCAUGGAAGGCUAGAGCUUCCGGAUCCUCAGGAGACACAAUGACAUCUGGCGGUGUUUGGGAUUCGUCUGAUCGCAGGGUCUAUCAAGGAACCUGUGAAGAACGCAAGCUACGUUCCUUGUACCCGAAACCAUUUGGAGAUCCUUUGGGACUCGAAAAAAUCUUGUCUGAAGGAACGGCAAAUGGAUCUUCUAUGAAGACUCCAUCAGGCCAAGCGAAGGAAUUCGCUGGCAAAGGGAUGGACGGAGGGCAAUCCUUCCUGAAUUCUGCCGGAGAGAAUCAUCACGACGAGAUCGAGGUUCAACUCCAGGAGUACCUGGACUCCUGCAUGGAACUCGAAGUCCCAGAUGAUGCGAAUCUUGGUCCACAUGAUGGAUACCGUACCGAGAUCGACAUAUACUCCUCAGAGUAUCUCUUCGAAGAAUCGAUGGGAAUGACCGAUGGAUUUUUCAAGACGCGUGAGGAUGUUGGUAUGGAGUCAGUUGGACCAUAUCCAAAGUUCAUCAAGACGUCCAACAUGUCUUUUUACGAAAGAAAGAUCGGGUCACUGUACCCAAAGCCGUAUGGAGACCCACUGGGUCUUCAGGAUUUGCUCCGGGAGAUUGAUGAAGAAGGAGAUGGAACGAUGCGACAGGAAAAGGCUAAGUCUGAUGGCCGACAAUUUCCUGUGAAAGGAUCUUCAACAUCGGUCACGCUACAUGUCCCGAUGUCCAGGAAAAGAAAUUACGGAUUCAGUUGCUCUCGCUCAGCUCAAAUUCAUUGGAAGGGCUUUGAAAGACUGGACGAUUACCAGGAGAAUAAGAAGGAUAAGCAGUGGCCGAGAAAAAGGAGAGCAUCAAAGGCUCGGAAGCCGACCACUGGCCGAGUGCCCAAGAGGAAGUCGCCGAAGACUUGA
This is a messenger RNA of Caenorhabditis remanei, 948 nucleotides long. RefSeq lists its product as uncharacterized. The transcript has 4 exons. Bases 1 to 948 code for a protein of 315 amino acids. Lineage: Eukaryota; Metazoa; Nematoda; Chromadorea; Rhabditida; Rhabditidae. The record is from RefSeq and is a predicted model, not a curated record.